AUGAUGCACCCGGGUGAAAGAAACAAGCACCAGCACCACCACCCAGUCCAGCAAGAAUCCUACAUCCCACUACCGAGUAGUUCGUGAUAGCUUAGCUUAACCUUUUCUUUACCCAGGCCAGCUAGUGCUCCCCUCUCCCCACCACCACUACCAUCAUCAGCUCCCUGCUCCUGCCCUCCUUGCUAAUCACGCACGCCUAAUGCCUCCUCCGUCCCCUGCCUCUCCGUCCUCUUCUCUUCCAUAUAUACAUGUCCCAAGGAUGCUGGUUGCUUCAAUUCCAUGAGCUAAUAAUAACCUGAUCGAGCAAUCUCGUGUAGUGUAGCCAGCUGCAUCGAUCGUUCCCUUAUAUAUACUACCUGUGAGGCUCCGCCCUGGUCGAUGAUGGCGUGGCCGAGGCAAGGAAGAAGCCCGCACAAGCUAGCAAGCAUACUGGGAGGUGCCAUGGACAUGGCGCGAGCCGCGUGACCCAACAAACCUAGCUAGGGAGUGAGAUCAGGAGCGUCCGUGCACGCAAAGAUCGAUCGUGGAGGACUCGAGAAGGUUCUUGAUCGAUUGGCUUCUUGCUUGCUGCUCGAUCGAUCGCCGGAGGACAUCAGCAUCAUGUGGAGCCUGGUGCGGCAGGGCCUGCGGUGGGGGCGCCGGCGGCGGACGGCGCGGGUGGUCGACGAGAGCGCGCUCGGCGGCGACGACGGCGCCGCCGCACCGGCCGUGGGAGGCGCGGCGGUGGCGGCGACGACGACGCUGGGCGGCGCGCUGGCGAGGGCGCUGCUGGCGAUGGCGUGCGCCAUCCGCUUCGACGGCGAGGACGGCGGCGCCACGGAGGAGGCGUGGGCGGCCAGCGGGUGGCGGCCGCGCGCCGACGAGGUCAGCCACCUCAUGGUGCGCGAGAGCAUGCGCUACGCCAUCUACGCGUAGCCGUGCGUAUUUGCUUGUGUGGUACUAGCGUACGUAGGAUUCUACGUCCGUAUAUACAUACGUACAGCGUAUCCACGCAUGUACCAUUGGUAGUGGUAGGUGUUAAGCAUAUGUACUUAGGUUGAGUUGGUGCGUAGAGGUGUAGAGAUCGAGUACUGUAUCUCGUAUUAUUCUUGUACGUAUGUACGCAGUGGUCACUACUAGUAGUCUACUAGUAGCAUAUAAAGUUAAAAGUUCCAUGGUAACUACUCAUUGUUCC
This is a messenger RNA of Panicum virgatum (switchgrass), 1174 nucleotides long. RefSeq lists its product as uncharacterized. The transcript has a single exon. Bases 601 to 915 code for a protein of 104 amino acids. NCBI's taxonomy places the organism in Eukaryota, Viridiplantae, Streptophyta, Magnoliopsida, Poales, Poaceae. The record is from RefSeq and is a predicted model, not a curated record.